Molecule: messenger RNA, 867 nt
Organism: Cyprinodon variegatus (sheepshead minnow)
Lineage: Eukaryota; Metazoa; Chordata; Actinopteri; Cyprinodontiformes; Cyprinodontidae
Product: programmed cell death protein 5
Exons: 4
Coding region: 111-374 (87 amino acids)
Cellular component (GO): nucleus; cytosol
Molecular function (GO): DNA binding
Source: RefSeq, a predicted model, not a curated record
AUGAUUUAUCUAUAACUAAAUGGAAUUAUUUUAUUGUUUUGUCUUUUACCUGGGUUUCCUCUUAAACUGAUACUGUGACGAUGCUCUUUUUUUAAUUCAGAGAAACGGAGAUGAGGAACUCGAUUUUAGCGCAAGUACUGGAUCAGUCUGCUCGAGCACGAUUAAGCAAUCUUGCAUUGGUGAAGCCUGAGAAGGCCAACGCAGUCGAGAACUAUCUUAUUCAGAUGGCACGAUUUGGAAAGCUGGGAGGAAAGAUUUCUGAGUCUGGAUUAAUUGAGAUCCUAGAAAAAAUCAGCCAGCAAACGGAGAAAAAGACAACGGUUACAUUCAACAGACGGAGGGUGAUGGACUCGGACGACGAGGAUGAUUACUGAGUUUUGACUGAAGCCCUGGAAUCUGACAAAAAAAAAAGAUCCAGGAAGUGAUCUGCAUUGCCGGGACUCUGCAAAGAUCUCUGAAUUGUGUAUUUAUAUAAAAUACACACGUUUCCUUUCCUUGGAAUGGAUACAUUAAACAGAAGAACAAGGACAAUAGGUUAAUAUUUUCUGUGUUGAGGGUGGUUUCAGAAAAGUACAGAGUGUUAACGAAGGCUCUUUUGUAAUCUCUUCUCACUCAAGUUGCUACAAAUUUGUACAGCUUGUGAUGUGCCCAUGAUAGCUGAAAGCACUCUGACUCCUCUUCACAAAAUUUUCUUUAUGGUUAAAGUCUGUUUUACAAACAGAGCGAGGCAGACUGCUGGAGAUUAACUCAUCUGAACUGUUCUGUAAUCUUAUUUACUCAAAGCUAACAUCCUGGUAGCUUUGAUCAUUGCUCUUACAUAGUUUUCUUGUUGCAGACUCGUAUUGCUAAAGUUUUCAUUAAAAUAAU